CCGAUUGAUCUACAGUGUCGCCGAGCGUCAAGCGGUGGUGGGAGCGGUCGACGAUCCGGACCUGGUCGCGUCUGAGGUACACAUUGGUCAAAUUAUUGCUUUCCGUUGAUCCUCACGUGGCCGGUUACUAGGUAGCUGUGCGUGUUGCAGUGUUAAAUUGUGGGUGCGUUUCAGAAUAUGGACAACAGGUUAUUCCAAAAUAAGCAUCUGCCAUGGCUGCGACAUGGGUGCUCCUUGGGCGUUGCCUUUCCAAAUUUAUUGACUUUUGUCUGCAAUUCCAGUCCAAGGUAUUUAAUGGCUGGUAAAUGUAAAACUACCUCAGUUUCUCGUUUGUACAGCUUGGCGUCACCAUUAAUUGACCCAAGUGGCACCCUGCAAAUCCAUUGCCCGCUGAACAUGGUUGGCACAUGGCCUGGUCGGUUCAUUCCCCGAUAAGAGAAGUACUGACAUUGCAACAACCCCCAUGCAGCCGCAUCCAGUUCUGCACGUUCAAUCUUUGGAGGAAUUUCUAACUAUUUGUUUUAUUUCGAAAUUGAAUUUGUGACAGAAUGAUACAGAACAGCACAGCUCGCCGCAUCCUCGGUUACUUGUCGUGCUCCACUGGCAACCCCAUCGACGACUGCUGGCGCUGUGACCCGGAAUGGCAUCAAAACCGUAAGCGCUUGGCCGAUUGCGGGAUCGGCUUUGGUCGCAACGCGCUCGGCGGUCGCGACGGUGAGGUCUACGUAGUGACCGACCCCGGGGACGACGACCCUGUGAACCCGCGGCCGGGCACCCUCCGCUACGCCGUCAUCCAAGAGGAGCCCCUCUGGAUCGUGUUUGAGCGCGACAUGGUGAUCACCCUCACUCAGGAGCUCAUCAUGAACAGCUUCAAGACCAUCGACGGGCGCGGCGCCAACGUGCACAUCGCCAAUGGCGCCUGCGUCACCAUCCAGUUUGUUACCAACAUCAUCAUUCAUGGCCUCCACAUCCACGACUGUAAGCCCACCGGCAACGCUAUGGUCCGUAGCUCCCCCUCCCACUACGGCUGGCGCACCAUGGCCGACGGCGACGGGGUGUCCAUCUUCGGGGCCAGCCACAUCUGGGUCGACCACAACUCUCUCUCCAACUGCGCCGAUGGCCUUGUCGACGCCGUUAUGGGUUCCACUGCCAUUACCAUAUCGAACAAUUACCUGACCCACCAUAACGAGGUGAUGCUGUUGGGUCAUAGUGAUUCUUAUGCGAGGGACAAAAUUAUGCAAGUUACCAUCGCCUACAACCAUUUUGGAGAAGGUUUAAUUCAGAGAAUGCCAAGGUGCAGGCACGGCUACUUCCAUGUGGUGAACAAUGACUACACGCACUGGGAGAUGUAUGCCAUUGGUGGCAGUGCUGAUCCGACCAUUAACAGCCAAGGCAACAGAUACCUUGCUCCGACCAACCGUUUCGCUAAGGAGGUAACCAAGAGAGUUGAUACAGAUUCAAGUGUGUGGAAGAGUUGGAACUGGAGAUCAGAGGGCGACAUGCUGCUGAAUGGAGCCUACUUCACCCCCUCCGGGGCUGGAGCCUCUGCGAGCUAUGCGAAGGCGUCAAGCCUUGGAGCAAAGUCUUCCUCCAUGGUUGGCUCCGUCACUGUUGAUGCAGGCGCCCUGCGCUGUCGGAAGGGUGUUCAAUGCUGACUUUUCAAGACAAACUAAAGAGAAAAAGACAAGAAAAAGUAUUCUUUAGAAACCGUGAUUUGAUAUUCGUUUAGGUUUUGUAUUGUUGUAAUGAAUCAGAGUGAGUUGCAGUAAUCGUUUUACCCGUUGUCAACCUCCCCUGUUUCCUUUGUAACGGUGUCUAUGGAGCUGGAGGAAGCGUUGCUGAUUCGUUGUCGUUUGUCCGUUCCUUUUAUUUUUCACUCCUGCAGCCCAUGACCUCUUUCUAUUUGGAGCAUUUGAGCAUUGGUUUGAAGUUUAAGUAGGAUUGAUGGUGUAUUUGAGUAUUGUAAUUGAUUCUAGUCAACGGAAUUAUUGUGUAUAACAUUUCCACUUACGUUUAAA
This is a messenger RNA of Zingiber officinale, 2018 nucleotides long. RefSeq names its product probable pectate lyase 15. Gene Ontology annotation, molecular function: pectate lyase activity. NCBI's taxonomy places the organism in Eukaryota, Viridiplantae, Streptophyta, Magnoliopsida, Zingiberales, Zingiberaceae. The transcript has 5 exons. The record is from RefSeq and is a predicted model, not a curated record. The coding region runs from base 549 to 1655 and encodes 368 amino acids.